AAAAUUGUCUGUAUCACUUCGUGAAAACAUAUAGCUUUGUUGGCUUCUGUCUGGGUUAAAAAUGCCGGCUGAUCGCAAGCCUAUGCGAUUUGCUCACAGUGAAGGUCAUACAGAUGUGUGCUACGACGAAAAAGGAGAGUAAGUAUGAUGAUUUUCUUGCUAUAACGCUCGUUCAUGAUCGUCGAUCGGCCUGCGUCAUUCAUCCUGCAAGAGUUGAUGAGCAGCAACGUACGUUAAGUGAAAUGUGCAUCGAAUUUGUUAGUUAACCCACAAAAGCUGAUCAUUUCUCGAUCGGGUAAAGAAAUCGAAACAGUGCUAAAGUUGAAGUCGCCUGAAUCGGAUCGAGACAUUUAUCGAAUCGAAUUGUUGAUUUCAAAAAACAGUGACUGUUGGUUGUCGUCGAUCAUCGAACAGCGUUACGAUUUACCUGGUAACGUAGUGAACUUGAGCUUGUAAUCGAUCGAACGAGCCAGGUUAAAUAAACAAAGUACACCGUGAAUUACUUAGGAUACUAGUGUAGUUGGAGAGAUCAAAUACAUGUUACAAAAAAAUGGGUCAUUUUGGUGUUUACGUAUUAAUUACAAGAGUGUCCGUCCUAGGGGAUUUGGACUACAGAAAUCUAACGUAGAAUGAUGUAUCGGUCAAAUCGAAGCUUCAACAUGCCCCCCCCGGGCAUACCCCGGGCAUUUGACACCUUUGCCGUCCCGGGGAGGAGGGAAUUUGAUUAUCAGAGUCUUCCAGAGGGUGGGGAAUUUGAUUCCCAUGCUUUAGGGGUGGGGAAUUUGAACUGCACCCUCGAUUUCAUGUAAAAUCUUUGGCGUGGCGAGCUAUCAUGAGGGACGCGGUGUUAGAGGAUUUUCGUGGAAAAGAUUGUGCCUUUGUGGCCAACUGGUUGCGAGGUAAGGGCUUAAACAAGGUUUGUGCCGUAUUUGAAGUAUUUAAAUUUUAAAAUUUUUAAUACUGGAUUCAGGCUUUGAAUGUAUGAAUGUAUUUUAUUGUUGUGUUUACAAUGAAAUACAAUACCUUUAACGGCGAUUCAAUCAGCAACAACAUAAAUAAAAUAAGAUAAAAAGCUCAGCUCAUCUACUUUGACCUACUGCAAGUAUGUUAAUUAAUAAGGUGAACGAUGAUGCAUGUCAGUGAAAUGGUCAUGAUGUACGUAGUAAUCUCAGUAGGUGGGAUCUUUUUUAUAUAACGCUUUGUAUGUUGCAUGACGAAGAAAAGCUGAGUAUUCAGUGACCUUGUAGCAGCGAUUUCCGCCGUUUUGCACCAGGCAUUUGUUCGUAGUAAAUACGCUAACAGAGUUUCUCAGUUUUUGUUAUAUUUAUAAAUAUUUUGUUCGACAACUGAAGGUGUUUCCGCCGUCCUUCUGUCAUUUUUGUGCCUGUGAAAUGUCCCCGGGGUGGGGCCAUUUGAUCACCUGAAUGGACCCUAGUGUGGGGCAUUUGAACGGUAUUUUGGCCCGGGUAGGGGGGAAUUUGAACGAUAAUAAAAUUUUCAAAAAGUCAAAUGCCCGGGGGGGGCAUGUUGAAGCUUCGAUUUGACCGNAUUUAUAAAUAUUUUGUUCGACAACUGAAGGUGUUUCCGCCGUCCUUCUGUCAUUUUUGUGCCUGUGAAAUGUCCCCGGGGUGGGGCCAUUUGAUCACCUGAAUGGACCCUAGUGUGGGGCAUUUGAACGGUAUUUUGGCCCGGGUAGGGGGGAAUUUGAACGAUAAUAAAAUUUUCAAAAAGUCAAAUGCCCGGGGGGGGCAUGUUGAAGCUUCGAUUUGACCGAUACAUUACAGUAACAUUUUAGCCUAGAGGUAAGACUUUUAUAUCCCUGAUCUUCCUGCUAAAAGUAUAUCUGUACCACAGAUGUAGCUUAUUAUAGUUAUUGUUUAUUCGUACCAUGGGAUUCAGGAAAAUUUUAUUGAUCUUACAAUUUAUUAAUUCUCAUACAACUCCUUAUAAUUUGGCUUCCUGUAUUAAGGCUGUUGUGAGUCUAGGCCCCCUGUAUUUUAAAUGGCCUUUCUCUCUACUAGACUCUAUCAUACUUGGCUCAGUUAUUAGAUCGCCCUCUUAAUGUUAGGGAAAUCAUAGCAUUGAACUGGUGACUCAGUUUUACUACUCUUUUACCAAUGUUUUUGACGUGACAGCUGUUCUUUCAAAUCUUUCUCAGCUAUCUUUUGACAUGUGGCUCAGAUGGUGAUGUACGCAUUUACAAAGAUUUUGAUGACAGUGAUCCUGAGUCAGUCAGGGCAGGAGAUAAUGUCACAGUUUUAGCCGUUAAGGUGAGAGCACUUUUAAGCUAAGAAAGGAAGCCCUUUGCCAGUAUCCUCAAUAUUGAAAUAUAAAUUCUCCUUUUUAGUCUACAUAAUUUGUAUGUGCACACUAUACAUGUACAUGUACCAGAUUGCUCUUGUGCUGGCAUGAAAACCAUACUGGAUAUAGCCCAAGAAAAUGAGUGGGAAAUGAGACAGUGCAGAAAUUCUGUACUGAUGACUGAUGACCCAUCACUUCCCACAGGGUUGAAAGUCCUUGAAUUUUAAAAUAUAAAUUCACGUCCUUGAAAGUCCUUGAAAAUUACAGUCGGUGCUGGAAAGUCCUUGAAUUUCAAUGCUAACUUUAUAGUUUAAGUAGAAUUCCAAAGAAGAAGGAGCAAACACAGAGAAACCCUUGGGAUAAAAUGACUCCUGUAGUGAAAGAACUAAAAAAGACAUAGACUCAAGGCUCUUUUUUGUACUGAAUUUGAAGUCCCUGAAAAAUGGGAAAUGUGAGUUCGAAAGUCCUUGAAAAGUCCUUGAAUUAUUUGUUCAAAAGAGUACGAACCCUGACACUAUUAUAUACCCAAUUGCUCUUUUGCUGGCUUGAAAACUGUACCAGAUAAAGCCCAAGAAAAUGAGUGAGAAACGAGACAGUGCAGAAAUUCUGUACUGAUGACGUGUCACUACCCAGAUCUGGGUAGUGCUUCUGAUUGGUUGAAGGAUCAAUCAGAUCUAGGUAGCACUGCGUCACUGGUAUGGAAUUUCUGCCCUCGUUUCUUAGAUGCCAUUUUGUGGGGAAACCAGUGCUGGCAUUGCAAAAUCAGGCAGAUUUGUGUGAACGAAGGGCUUGACGAUUUUAAUGUAUUCUCAGGAGUAGCGUUUUUAUGUUCAACUGUUUCAGCUAACGGAGUUAUCUACUAAAGGAACUUGCAUGUUACAAGAACCCCUUCAUUCACACAAAUCCUGGAUCCCGAAAAUACCCUUCCAGAACUUGUCCUUACUACAAAUCCUUUGGCUGUAACUAUGUACCAACCGGGAGGGUACUUCCUCGUAAGAGGCUAAUGGGGAUGCGCUGCUGGACGGGGUCGCAUUUUCACGAUUGGAUUGACUAGAAUGGGGUUCGCAUUUUCAGUAGAGGUACUAGAAUGGGGUCGCACAUUUUCAGAUUUGGGGGUAAGAAAGUUCUUCAUAUUUACGGCUAGCAAACAUACCAGAAUGUUUGUACUGAUGGUGAAAAGUAAAGUGUUCUUCAUUCAAUUUGAAAAAUGGGGCUAAUUCAUUUUAGGAUGACCUAUUUAAAGGUUUGAUAAGGUACAUGCAUAAAUAGAGUGACUAAGUUGGGAUCACGAAAAUUACAUAUUUGACCAAAAGUGACUAAGAUGAGGUCUACAAUUGGCCACAGAGUAGACUAUAAUGGGGUAGGGGCUCUGACACGCCAGAGGCACAUACCCAGCAAAAAUUAACCCAAGUACACCCCCAACCCCCCCGACCGUACCUUACAUAAUUAUACAUUUACCCCCCUCUAACCCCCCAACCCUUCCCCCUCGGUAACAAUAUUAUUAUUUUUCUUUUGGUAGCCUGUGAUCUUUAACUUAUUCACUGUCUUUCCUUCCUUUUACAGAAUAACAAAAUAAUAACUGCAUCAGACAAUUCUGUCCUGGCCUUUACUUUUCCAGAGGUACAUUUAAUUUGAUGUAAUAUAAGUUCAGCAAGGCUGUGCUCUAACGGCGCCCGGUCGCCUGAGGCGACUAACAUUUAGCUUCGGGCGACUGAAAAAAAGUUCCCGGUUGCCCGGCCGGGCACUCUUGCUUCUGGUGGAGUGUUCAGUUAAGCAGGCAGAAAAAUUUAACAUAAUAGCGUUGGCUUGUUGAGUCGGAGUUUACUAAACCCUACAGAAAAUGUUUUACCAAUGUUGUACGGAAGAAACGGGCGCGCGUUAGACUACGAGCAGUCCCCCAUUUUUCCUCAGGGAUAGUAGAGCGAACGAAACGCGAGCACGCGUGAAAAUCACCCCACGCAAGAAAAGGCGACACGCGGUGGGGAGAGAGAAAAAAUGAGGGACUACAGACAAAGCCCAAGCUUUUGACCCUUUACGGCCGACUGAUUUUGGAGUGUGAAGUUCGUAUCCCUUUCCAAAUCAAUUAAGCGCAUCCAAUGGGAUUCCUUCCCUUAUUGAGCUGUCACUGCUCUUGUCUUCGGUAAACUGCGGGGGAUAUUUAUUGCAAGCAAAAGAAAACCCAGAUACUAAUAUUCUUCACAGCUGUUUCGCGUGAAGAACUUGAUAGUGUAGGCAACACGCGACUUUUACUCAUGCCAAAAUGCUGCUUGUUUCUCUGACGGGUAGAUAAUUUAUGCUCUGGAGGAAAACGUUUUGACUGAGCAAAUGUGAUUUUUGCCACUUAUUUCAUACUGAGAGGUUGUGACACGCAUAUUAAUUUUCUGCGGUUAUUGUUUAUGGUCGGCAUGAUUUGCCUUCCGGUGCAAAAGAAUUUUCUUUGACCUCCUUUGAAAAGUAAAGCUCUUCAAUGCGGCCAAAAAAAGGGUUUUGGGUUGUUUAAUUUCUCCGGUGAUUGCCUCCAGGAUCUAAAUAAUUUUAAGCGAUUUUCUUUUUGGCCGUGAAUGUGACGGUUUCCUGCAAUGUUUUGUCACGCUGGGCCCAGCUCGUUAGCGUUUUUAGCAGGACGGAUAGUGAUGUCCAAAUCUCGAAGAAUGGAUUGCAGCUUAAACUAAAACUACAUUAACUAUGGAGAACUGCGAUGUGACUCAGUCAUGACUGCUCAUGAAUUUUAACUGCCGCUUGUUUUUCUGGAGAUAAUGUGAGUAGUUGGACUGGAGCACGUAGUUCCUCCCUUGGUGAUAACUUUUGAAUUAGCUUAACAGCCUUGUGACUGUCCUAUUAUUCCCACUUUGUGAUCAGGCAAGACCAUGGUUUCGGUUCUCCGGUUCUCUCAGUUGCCGGGUUGGCUUUCUAAUUUAGUUGCUUUUACAAGAGCAACUGUAGUGUUCUUAGCGUUCUGUGCUGUUGUUUGUUCUGCUCUAGUUAUUUGUUCUGUAAAUUGUGAUUAUGUCGAGUGUUGAUAGCGGCUGGCGCGUUUUUGACAGAUGUUGACAGAUUUCCAUGGAAGAGCCAAUCAGAGUUUUGCGUUGUGAGAGCAACGCAUUAGUUCAAAAGCUUGGGCUUUGUCUGUAGUCCCUCAUUUUUCUCUCUUCCCGCCGCGUGUCGCCUUUUCUCGCGUGGGGGUGAUUUUCACGCGCGCUCGCGUUUCGCUCGCUCUACUAUCCCUGAGGAAAAAUGGGGGACUACUCGUAGUCUAGGCGCGCGUCGAUGUUCAAAGGUCGUUCUGCAUGAUUUCACAUGUAACAUAAUCCAUCACUUUGAACGUGACAAGCGGCACGAUUUUCGAUUUGUACCGCUUCUCAAAAUAGUUUUAAAAUUUUUUGUUUGAGAUAGAAUGGUUCAUUAGGUACAGUUUUGAGGAGAAACUGUCAAUACUUUUCUGACAGACGUAGAGCGCGGCUGGCGACGCGGAGUAAUUUAUUUUCGUAUAAAACGGAAGUUGCUGUAUUGAGCAGUAUGCAAAUGUAAUGUUUUACGGUUUUUGGCUGCUGUGUCUGCUUGGCUAAAACAUAACGUAUGAUUGUUUUCUUCCCUUUUACACAAGAUAACGAAAUAUAAACAGAAAAGAUAUGAUCGUUCUGAUCAUUUUUAUUGUUGUUUUAGAAACAGGGUAGUUUCACGUUGUCUUGGCAUUUUACGUAUCGAAAACUAAAUUCGCAUGGAUGCAUAUACAACGGCCAAAAAAAAUAAUAAAAACACGGAAAGAAGAGCUGGUUUACGCUUCGACCGUAUCCACGAAAAGCUCAGUUACCCUAAAAGAUUCACUGAUAAUAUAGAAAAGAAAAUUAAAUAUGACUUAUUUUUUAUUAAACAAUAGGUUAGGGCGCGGCGGUUUCACUGUUUCACGGAAUUCUUCACGGAAACUUGAGUUCGAUCUGCUGCGUAUAAAACUCCGUCACAUUAUAUUUCAUGCCGCAUUGAUUCACCUUUUGAAAAUUGAUUUUCAGGUUUAGUAUUACUGGUAAAAAGCACAGUUUUCCUUGACCCAAAGAUCUUAAUGAAGUUUACGUAAACCUGCUGAAAUUUUUCUACUUUUCCCUCUUUAAGACCAAAACAAUUCGGCGGCAUUGCUCACGUUUCUGGUUUUAAAUCUGAAUGGCACGAAAACUUUGAUGGGUUUCAUAAGACAACAUGCGGGUUUUUGUCAAACCCAAAAGCUAAAAUUGCCGACUUUGGUGAUCAGCAGGCCAGUAAGAUUCGUGUGCAUAAAAAAAAGUUCCAUCAGAUGUACUCGGGCAACCAACUUGAGAGGCCUGGGCACCCGGGCUGGAACGCUUGGGAGCCCGAAGGGCUCCGAGAAAUUUUUAUUCGGGCGACCAACUUUGAGGUCUGGGCGCCUAAACUAAAAUGCUUGGGAGCCCGAAGGGCUCCCUGAAAUUUUCCUUAGAGCGCAGCCUUGGUUCAGGUUUAGUCAAUUAUGAUGUUAGUAUUAUUAAAUUUUCUCUGUCAUUUGGCCAGUAUUUGUAAACUUGAGUUAUUGAUUUUCCUUGUUUUAAAUUGCAAUAAAAUGUGGCUUUAGCAUUUUUGUCUUUAUGUAUGUGUUGUAGUUAAUUUUUAUUUUUAUUUUGUUUCAAAUUCAUUAGUAUAAAUUACCAUACCCAAAAACAAAAGAAAAACAAAAAUUACCUGAGGUACCUGAAAAUAACUACACCAUAAUUACAUUUACUGUUAACUUUCCAAUAUUUCCUGGGAAUAGAAGGCCUUUUUAAGCUAACAUUAAUUUUGUCUGAUUUUAGUCCAAGUUUGGGUUACCAGGGUCCAACUGUAUGCAAGAUUCUUUUAAAGAAAAUUAUUUAAAACUAAAUUGAAUGCAUUAAAUACAUGUAUAUAUGUACAUGUACAGAUACAUGUAUAAAUUAUGUAUACAGCCUAUGUAUAUGUAUUUACGAUUAAUAUUAAAAUGAUCUCUGUGUUUGUCUCAGGGAUCCCCUGAUGGAAUCCUUACCAGGUUUACAGCUCCUGUCAAUCAUAUUUGCUUUGACCACUCAGGGACACUUCUGGCAGCGGGAUCAAGGUGCAGUGAUACAUAGCAUAAAAUGAUCUCCUCUCAUGUUUCUCUUUCAGUAUAAUGUUUAGUUCUCACACACAACUGGGAGCCAUGCCAAGCCGACCAUGCAGCCCGACCUUUAUUAUAUCAACACUAUGAAUCAUUAGUGUUACAGCACCAAAAGACGGCUAACAAAACAGCUGAAACUGAGCCUAUAUGCAAUAGAUUAACACACAAGAAUAACCAGAACUAAGGCACUACUUGAAAUCCUACAACCCAAAAAACUCAUGGAGGGUGGGCAGGGAAGUUCAGGCAAUGGCGGAAGGCAACAAAAACAACUGAACUGUGAAACGCCAGCCCACGUGACCUGAAGACCCCCUGCACACUCGAAUCCAUACUCCCAGCCACAGGGGAGAAAAACGUUUUCCACUUCUUUCGUUACUCAGCCAGUGGAAAACCGCACUUCCCUUUAAAGUUUGAUCAUCAUCAACUUUCUCCUAACACUACCAAUACAUAUCAAGAGGUAAGGUUAUGAGAAUAUGAUAGGAGGCAGGAUGGUCAAGUGGUCAGCACGUCGGACUGGCGUUCUGGCGGUCCUGGGUUUGAGUCUUGCUCUGGCCACUUUGCUGGAUUUGUUCUCGGUCGUCCUGAAUUCAGAUCCUUGGCCAUGCUUGUAAAUCCCCAACUGGUUGCCUCCUCCCAGUUGGGGUUCUUAAUCAUGUUAUGAUUAUAAACAAUUAUUGGAUGAGGUUUUUGUGAUAUCAGGAAUAAUCAAGGUCAAGGUAAGUGUUGAUAACACUAACCGAGACCUUGAUUAUUCCGGAUAUCACAAAAACCGAAUCUAAUAAUUGUUUUAUUAUACAAGCCAUUCUUAUUUUUUUAUUAUAGAAGCCAUUCUUACUUCGCUGUCUGCAAACUUGACAUUGCUGUCCGUGCACUUGACAUUGCUCUUGGAAAUCAUGCAUUGCACGCGCAACCUACAGAUUAUUCACUAAUUUGUAGGUACAGAUUAGUGAAUAAUCUGUAGGUGGCACUGUUUCCCAGAAGUAACUGUAGGCUUUUAGCCAAUGAGAAGACAGAUGGUGACUACAAUGUAUAAUAAUUUGAAUUAUUUAUCUCUAACAUCUGAGUGGAGUGCAUGUACAUGUAUGCUUGCUGAAUAAGCUACAAGUCAUGUAAGUUUACUUUCCAACACAAAUGAUGAAAAAUCUGCUUCAAAACAACACAUCUCUCUACCUUCAUGGAAGCUACAGUACUUAAGGGAACGCGUCCAAAUAUCGGUAGGCAACCCGAUCAUGGGAAACGGACCCGAUUAAUUUUCCGAUUGAUCGGAAUCGGUACCUAUCUGUAGGCACUAGUUGCCGUUUCCGAUAAUGAUAAAAACUUUGCCGAUUCGAUCGGAGCCAGAAACAUUCCGAUGUGGAUAAUGGGGUAUCACAUUCAUCUGAUAAGGAUAUGUGAUUCUGCAAACAUGUCACGAAACCAAAUAAUGAAAGAGUCAUUUCACUCAACAAAACAGUCUUUAAAACUUGCUUUGUUCUCAAUAGUAAAAUAAUUAUAACAAUACUUCAGUAGAUGUUUUUUCGCCUUAUAAGUUGGUUCGAAGAUGUCUACAAGGCUGUUCGACGAUUUGUUUUCUGUCAGCCGAUCGGUAAUUGCUUACAAACUUUUCCACGCUGUUCUAACAAAAUGUAGAGCGAGUCAUAUUUCGAAACCUCUCAUAAAAAUUCGUGACUGCCUAGCGGCCAAACUGAAAACCGACAGAACAAUAAGAAUAUUCAGCGUAGGCCGGUAAAACAACAUUCUUAUAAUAGAUUAUAUAUAAAAUAAGUGUACUAACUUGCUGUUUAUUUACAAAGCUUAUUCAAACUUGUAGUUGUCACCUGUAUAACUAUAACUUGUAAACAUUGCUUUCAAGCUAGUUUUGUAUUUUGUAUUUUGUUUCACUUGCAAUUAAAAGUUUAUCAUAAUUCAAUUCACUUCUGAUGAGCUGAAAAUAUAGGGAACGGCGUUUUCAAGUUGCUUCUGCCUACGUAUCCAAUACGUAUCGCACGUCGCAAGCCGGAUCGUUAAAAGCAGUUUUCUUUCCUUUCUUUAACUCGAGUUAAUACAUUUUAUAGAAAGCUUUGUUUUAUCUCGUUUCAGAAAAGAGCGAAAAAUUAGUUGUUUCUUUUAAAAAAUUCGGAGCGUCAACGGAAUGUGCAAUCAACGUAACAAUGAAAGAUCCAGUGAGUUUGACUCGACGAGAGAAGUUUACAAGCAAAUAAACAACUUGCCUGAUUCUAGCCGGUUCAAGUUCGCUCCUGUACACGCAAUGUCAUGAAUGCCUGAUCUGACAGUAUUCUGUCCCCUAUUUUCUUGGCUAAACGAUUUUAAAAUUCCUCCAGCAAGGAUUCUUCAAUCACGCGUUUUGGAUUCUAAGGUCGUAAAUGCAUUCAGCGCGCUAUCUUUCGCUUAAAGAUGCUCGAUACAAAAAUUCUUCAUCUUGUCUGGUAUUGUCUUCCAUAAGAACUCUUCGAUGAAGGCAUUUGUCGCUAAUUUUUUUUGAAACAAUACACAUUUCAGAAAGACAAGAUACAAUACGGCGAUAAACACUUGGUCUUACCCAGCCUGUUUGUGCAUUGAAAACUCAAUCAUUCACGCUUUGCUUUUGUUGACAUAAACAUUGCCCUAUAUAAUUUUUGUCAGUAACGUAGCGUGACCGACGAUUUCAACCCUUUGACAAACGCUGACAGAUAUAAGUCAACAUUUGAUGAAUUCUGUUAAUUGGCCCGAUGAAGAAUUUUGAACGGUGCCAAUUCCGUUUCAAUCGGUACCGAUUGAAAACGGAAUCGGAAAAAAUCGGCACCCGAUUGAUCGGCAUCGGCGUGACCUGAUGCCGAUAUUUGGACGCGUUCCCUAAUAAUAAUAUUUAUUAUUUAUAGUGCACUUUUUUUUAUGAAAACAGUCAUAACACCACAACUGUUAAGGGUGACUUAAGGUGAUUUGAAGGAAAAAGAAUCCUUUAACAUCAUACUUGAUAAAUAUUGAUUUACUUACUAGCAGCAGCAUAGUUUAUUUCAACAAAUAUUGAAAUAAAAGCUAUAACUACAAUUAUUGUACACUUUAAUUGUAAUUUUGCAGUGAUUUUAAUGUGAAAGUAGUGACCGUGGCUGAUGGAAGUCAAAAGAUACUCAAAGGUCAUGCAGCUCCUGUGUUGAGUGUUACAAUAGACCCCAAGAACCAGUACCUGGUAAGUUGGAUUUUAUUUAGUUAUUUUUUUAUUUUUUUUAAAAUAAAAAAGACAAAUGAAGGGCUCUGUCCAAAAACUUCUUCUUCAGGCUUUUUUUAAAAUCUAUUUAUGGCCUGUAAGCUUUGUGCUUGGGUCAUAAAAUUAGAUAAAUAAAAACUUGAUCUGUGAUUUACAGUAUAGACCUCAAACUCAGAUAAUUAGAGGUAUGUUUUUUUAUUGUUUAAUUUAGGCUUCGUCAAGUUGUGAUGGUACUGUGAAGAUAUGGAAACUGGAGGAUCAGGUUAGACAUUUUAUUUGCCAUGUAAUUUUGGAUCUUCAACUUUAAACAUACAAUUCCUUCUGUCUGGUGUAAUGAAUACAAUUUAACCAGUAAAGCUGGGAGAUUUGUUUAAAUUAAUAAAAGCAGCUUUUACUGUAUUUAUGUUUUAGCUAGACAAUUUUUUCCUUUUAAGGUGCAUAUGCAUUUUUAUUAUAUAAACACCAAUGAAAUACCAGGUGAGCUUUCGCACGAAAACAUGAUAUCUUCACACGUGAAAAUAACAUGUUAUUUUCACAUGUGAAAAUAUCACCGUUGCUAUAUAUGACUACAUAAUAAAUCCUUCCUUUCACAGGAAAAAACUGUUUCAUUGAAAUGGUUUGGUAUUUCAUUGGUGUUUACAUAAAAAAUAGAACAUACAUGGCCACUUGGAGAUACGAAAUUUCUCUUCUCGUGUUGAAAAUAUUUCACGAGUGAGCACAGCGAACUUGUGAAAUAACUUUCAACACUCGAAGAGAAAUUUCGUAUCUCCGUGUGGCCAUGUAAUAUCCUCUAUUUAUCAUUCUUUUACAGACGAGUGUGACAUCAUUAUCUAUCCUUCCUAAAGUAAAUGAUGCAAGGUGGGCGUUCUACAUUGUAUGAUUUUUGUAUGAUUUCACAGUUUUAAAAUGAAAAAACUUUUGAAAAAUAGUAAUUAGUCAGCUAGCUUUUUUCUGUAAUGAAAAAGGAAAUGAAAUGAAGUUGUACCAUUAAGAAAAUAGACAACGAAAUAUUUUUUUUUCUUCUUUUGAGAAGACGCUUGACAAUGGUACAAAAAAAUUUUGUCAUUUUGGUAAAAGUGGGGAAAAGGUAACAUCUUGAAAGAUGUUGCUUUCUUAUUAAAAAUUUUUCCUUUGAAUGAGCCAUCAAAUUUUUAUUCCCACCAUAAUAACCCAUUUAUUGUUGAAAAUUAAUGGCAUAUGCUAAUACAUGUAGAAACUCAAGGAAAGUACACAACAAUGUAUCAGUAAUUGCAUGAAAAAGAUUUACAGUGGUCAUACAAGGAUUUGAAUAUUCAUUUAUCAAAUAAAGUUAUCAGUUAGCCAGGAAUAUUAUCUGGUAUUAUUGAUUAAUAUCGUAACGUUUCCUCAAAGUUGUAUUUCCAAGCCAUCUAUUUACCUGGCAAUUGGAAAUCUUAUAGCCUGCGAAAACAUCCAUUUCUCCUUGCUCUUCGUCGAUGGGGACGUUUCACGCGGAGGAACGUCUGCAACUCAGCGACAGAAAUUCCAUACUGAUGACGUAAAAUCUGUCCGGAAUCCGGGCAGAAGCGCUGAUUGGUCGACGGAGUAGUUACAUUGUUUUAGCUAUUGUUUUCGAAUGACAGACAAAAGACAAAAGGCCACAAAGGUCAAAUGUAAACGCAAAGAAUCCCUAACAAAAUAGUCAAUAUUUGUGGAAUAUAGUCUUCUCUAGAAGAAGCAUUUGAGUUUUACUGGAGCUCGUUGGCAGGUGAACACAACACUUUACCAAAAUUGACCAGAAGACACGUAAAAUUGGACAAAUUUGUAUUUGGAACCCCAUGACUACUGGAUUUAUUAUGUAAACAUUGGUUUGCGUCAUCAGUAUGGAAUUUCUGCUGCUGAGUCGCAGACGUUCCUCCUCGCGAAACGUCCCCGGCGGCGAAGAGCAAGGAGAAACAGAUGUUUUCGCAGGCUAGAAAACUUUUUGACAAACCUGAUCAUUCAAUAAAAACUAGAUAGCAUAGGCAAAUUAAAAAUGUUCCUAAACACAGGAUUUGACUAAAAUACAUCAAUUAGGCAGGGAAUCAAUCACCUAGGGAUUUGUUUUGGUUCUAUAUUUCUUCUACUUUCCAAUAAAAGUAGCCGGGGACCACACCCAUAGAAGCCAGGGAAAAUCCCCGGCACCCGGCUCUUAAUGACAGCCCUGAUGAUUAAAUCUGGCUUGAUUAUAUUGCAGGAUUUCAAGGACACUUUGUCGUCUUGCCUGGCAGCCAGGGAGUGGCAAGGUAUUGACAGUGUAGUUAUCCAAAUGCUUAUUUUCAACGACUUACAAGUUAAUAACAUUAUUUUAUUAACUUGUAAGUGGUUGAAAAUAAGAAUUUUCAGUAAUAAAAUUAAUUGCAGUUCAAAAUUUGACAGGGAUCUCUUUGUAUCUGCUUCCCUUGGUCAUACUUGUUAAAAUGAGUACUUUAAUAAUUUGAUAAUCACCUGUCACCUAAUUAAAGGAGAAAUGAGUUUUGUCCUUGAAUACAUGUACUGAGGUGCUGUUAAUUUGUCAAAGUUUUGUGUCAGUAAUACUUGUUUGUUUUGUGUCAGUAAUACUAGUUGUACAUGUAAGUGUACCCUGGUCAACUACUGAUAAACCUCUAGAUUCUUCUAGCCAAUCAUAUAAUAUUAUAUACCUUUGAGUCAAAAGAAGAAUUUCUUGUUAGAUCAGCAGUCAAAGAGAGCCUUGUUUCACACAUCCUAUGAUUUUCUUUGGUUCAUCUGAGAUCAGGUUUCCUCUUCACUGUGAAUUUAAGAAAUAAAACUGUUGCUUGUUAAACUGAUCUGGUAUGUGAUAUAAAGGUGGAUAUAUUUAUGAUCUGUGAGUCUUGGCUAAAAGUAAAUGAUUCAGCAGUUCUGAGUGAGCUCAGUCUGCCAGGAUAUAAAGCUCUCUGCCAUUGUCCACAAGCUGACCAGACUGGUGGUGGGACAGCACUUUUGUCAAGGGAUGGUAUAGAGGUUGUCAAAGUACUUCCAGUGACAAAAUUGUCAUUCGAGGUUUCUGAAUGGCUGGUCAGUACAGGGGCAACACUUUUUCGGGUUACUGUUAUGUAUAGACACCCAGUAUCCAUGAGCAUCUUCAUCAAUGAGUUUAUGAACUACCUUGAAUCAGUUGUCAUGUCUAGUGAACCAUUGAUCUGGUGGUUUUAACAUUUAUAUGGACAUGUCUCACAAUCCAGAUACUAUUAUUAUCUUACAUGUAGAGGAAUUGAUUGACAAAAAGAAAUAAAGACUGUAUGACACUUUUACCACAAAGGAUAUUCCCUGGAAACUUGUGUCCCUCGCAAAAGGAAUGCUAGGCUGGCACAUUCAUGUACUUCCAGUCCAGUCGUCAUUGGCAUUGCAUUGAUUUUCUUAAACUGUAUACCUGCCAACCUUUCUUGGGUCAAAGGCAUAAGAUUAUUAUCCUGGAAGUGCCAGGAAUUUUCCUAGGGGGACCCAGUCAUAUCCUAAUAUGUACAUGUGUAUUCUAAAGUUUUCUGAAGGUAUUCUUGUACAUUCUAUGAGUUCCGGUGUUCUCGCGAAAAUGAUCUUGCCCUCUAGCACUGGAGAUUUUGGAGAAAUUAAAUCAUUCACAUGGACUUUCCUUUUCUUUCAUUGAUACUGGUAAAAAUGUAUUUCUCAAAAAUGUGUCAGCUAGCUAUUUUUAAUAGCUGAAAAAACAAAUUCAUUGGCAGGCAUGAGUAGUCUUGAGACUGACUUUUCCAAUCUGCAGGCAAAAGACUCAUGGCUAGAGGUUGCACAUUUAGCUUACAGAAGCCUGGCACUAAAUUCUAUUUUUGAAUUAAUUUUGAAUUAUUUUUUUCUGGAAAUAAAUUGCAGUAUGUAGCUGUGCCUGUGGACAAAGCUGUGAAGGUAGUAAUAAUAAAAUAUUAUUUUAUAAUAGAUGAUAAAAAAAUAAUAUUAUAUUGCAUUUAAAUGCAAUUCUAAUGUGUUUUCAGCAAAGAGUGUCAGCAGUGCUAGUUGUCAGUGGUUGGUCUGUAGGCACAUGCACAUAGUUCUCAACAUCUUUGGAGGAGCAUGUGUUUUUAGCAGCAUGAGGAGUUUUUCCCAGUGGGGUUACUUGGGUUAAUUUUUGCUGGGUAUGUGCCGCUGGCCUCUCAGAACCUACCCCAUUAUAGUCUAUUCUGUGGCCAUAUUAUAGACCCCAUCUUAGUCACUUUGGGAAAAAAGUAAUAUCCUCAAACCCAACCUAGGUAGUCACCUUCUGUUUAUGCAUUGAUCUACGUUACAAAGCCUUUUAACUUGGUCAUCCUGAAAUGAACCGACACAUUUGUUAAACUUAAUGUGGUGUAAAUAUUUCUAUUUUUAAAUCCUAACAUACCUGAAUUUUAUGAUCCCAAAAUCCUUAGAAUGUGCGACCCCAUUUUCCCCCAUUAUUGUUUUUGACAGGGUUUUUGAUCCCCUGUUCCCCUCUCUUUGCCCCAUUUCUUUCUGUCAAAUACAAUGUAUUUCACUGCAAUGACUGUCUGGCUGGGUGGUGGCUUGUACACAUGAGGGUGUUACUGCUGAAAGUGGAAACCCCUGAAUAUUCCUGGCACCCAGCCUUCCUCGAGGGAUGCCGUUGUUACAUGUAACUGACCAAGUUGGAUCCCUUCUCCUGCAUAAUUAAAAUGUAAUUGUCUCACAGAGACUGAACUUUUGACAAUAAUGAUGUUAUGGUUAUUAUUAAUUAUGGGCUUUUUUGGUUAAAUAUUUGUUUUCAAAGGCAUGCUCUAGCAUUAGUAACUUUGCAACAUAGUCGUUUAAUUUUUACUGGUACAGACACAACAUUUUUUAAGAUUUUUGCCCCAGCUUAAUGUUAUCAGAAUCAACUAGUUUGGUAAAUAAAAAUUUGCUAUUCAGCCUUGACUUUAUGCUCUUGAUUCUAGGUUUAUGAACGGGAAAGCUGGAAAAAUGUCUUUAACCUAGAAAAAGAUGGCCACAGUGAGGUAUUUGUAUAGUCCCAUGUCAAUUUAAUAAGAAUCUUCUAAUCUUCAAGCAUAAAAAUAAAAAUAGCAGAAUUUUGAUACAGUAAGUUUUUAAUACUCUGAUGUUUUCAGUUAGUGUCUAUUGUUUCUUGGUCACCCUGUGGAAACUUCAUUGCAUCUGCUAGUAUCAAUGGAGAGAUCUUCAUUUGGAAAAUGUCUUCCCAAACAGUCAUAGAAAGGUAUUUUGUAGACUGAAUCAUUUUUUUUGUUAUAUUAUUUAUAAACAUUUUUACCCUUCACAUUGGGCUCUGGUAGGGUACAAGGAUACACUGUGGUAUUUUCAUGACAAUAAUAAAAAUUAUUGAAAGGCUAAUUUAUACAAAAAUGACUCCAAAUUGGAAAUGACAGGGCAACCAGGGAAGUCAUUAUUUUUACGAAUGGAGCUCUUUAAUUACACCUUGGAAUUCAAAAGUAUUCAACAUCCUUUUUUUAAACUCAUCUGUCCUUGCUGUUUCUGUUCCUUUAUUUGUCAGAAUAAACCACGAAAGUGGUCAAACUAUCUGUGGCCUGGCAUGGAAUCCUAAAGGCAACAAGGAACUUGCUUACACAGACAACCAGGUGAGUUUUUACUUAAAUCAGAGUUCAUUGCUUGGUAGACACAACUUGUAAGAUGACUGUAGCUGUACUACUGUAUGUCCAUGGAAGUGUUGACAUCAAGUGUCCAAAGUUACCAAGCAGUGGAUCACGUUUGUGACCAACAUCAAUUUUCUCCUGACAAAUUUCAGUAUAUAGUCACGUAGAAAGAUUAUCAGAAUUAAUGAAAUGAUCCCUAAAGAGAAUAUGCUUUGAUCUUUUAACAAAUUCUCUCAACCAAUUUUUCAAGAAAUGUAUGGAGGCCGGUCUGAAGAAUUUGUAUGUUGAUCUUGGGGCUUAAAGGGUUAAAGGGGCUACAUGUAUGUUAUGCUAUUAGCCAUCUUUUUAAAAAGCUUAAGCUUCGCAUCCAUUGAAUUCCAAAAAAAAGGUUCAGUUUUGUCAUUCGUAACCAUAUUUACGCAUUGAACAGGGUACAAAGUCAGUUUUACCGGGCUAGCUGUAGCUAGCAUAUACUAUCCCAAACAUCCCUUUAACUAGCCCCAAAAACAAUUUGAUGAUCAGGAUUGAUUACACAGUUCUUCUGUAAUUUGAAUUCUCAAACAACUCCACUUGCCCAUCGACAGGCAAGCUAAGAACAAAAUUCACGAGCCGAUAGCAAAAUCCACGAGCCCAAGGCUAUCGGACACUUUCUUUGCAUGCUGAUUGAAACUGUUUCCUUGUGUCUGUUGCAAUGAAUGGCAAGGAUGGACAUGGAUUGAAACUUGAAAAAGUUAAGCCCCCUUUUUAUUGAAAAAACAGUGACUUGGACAAAUGUACCUGUGACCUGUGGAACCUGACCUGAAAUCUCCCAGCCUAUAAAAUUAAUGCUUCGUUCUGCUGGUUUCAGCUUUCUGUGCUCUUCUGAAAAAGGAGGAAGCGUUGAUUGUUUAUUAAAUAAGCAAUCAAUGCUUCCUCCAAACAAAUUUUGCUUUCCUGACAGGGCCAGUUUGGUGUAUGUGAGAAUGUUGUGCCAAAAGAUGAAGUAAGUAAACUGCAAAAAAUUAACAUUAUUCUAUCUGACCUGAUUCAUGACAUCUUUCUUUGUUAGGCCUUUUUCAGUAGCUGGCUAAUGCAACCAUAUUUAAUGGUCUGACUUCUCAAAGUUAAACUUGCCAUGGGCUUUGAGAAAUUUUUUAACUGGCUCACAAUGAAUGUGUGCAUUGAGGCAAUUUAUGAUUCCUUUUUUUCAUUCACUACAUGAUUUUUUUUGUAAUCCUCUCAGUGAAAAUAAUGUGGAAAUGUCAUUUUAAAAAAAUAACUUGUCAAUGAUAGGUGCACUUAGGAGCUAGUGCCAGGCAUGAGGAAGGAGGUAUCCAUCAUAACCUGUAUCGGACAUUACCAAAGGCACAGACUGAAAUACUUUCAGAUCAUGAUUUUUCGAAAUUUGCAAUUUUUAAAUGAUUAAAUAGAGCUAAUCAAGAGCUUUCUUUUAAAAAAAAAUUCGAGGAAAAAAUGUUUUUUCUGUGCAGACUUAUGGAGCGCAAAAGUUUUUUCUAUGCUAAUUAUUUUAAUUGAUCGUUGACAAGUCCUGUCAUACUUGAUACGUAUGUCGCUGUUGAACCAAGCUAAUCACGCAAUUUGACAGAAAUCGUGGUCUACAAGUUUAGCACUCACUGUGUUUCCAGGAUUUUGUUAGCAAAUGCCUCCAAAGAAGAAAAAAAAGCUUGUCCGUUUUCGUACAUGACUCCAAGACUAAAGAAGAUGACAAAAUCGUUUUGCAAAGAGUGGGCUUCAAAAUUAGCAGAGAGCGACAGGGGCUACUACUACAAUCAAGAAAAAUGCUAAAAGAUGACAAAGCCCCUGAAAAACCAUUGAAACCCCCGCGGAAUUGAGUUUAACGAGUUUCUUAGCAAGUGGGGCAAGCUUUUUUGGGCGUGAAGCGACAAAGGCGGGCGACGAAGUAGCGAGAGGUCCCACGCCAUAUAAAAAUCGGAUGAAGGACUGUUUUGAAAGUCUAUUGUAGUGGGAGAGAAGCUUCAAGAAAAACUCCAGGAAGCGGUUUGUUGUCAAUUUUUCCAGGGAAGUGUCGAACUGUUAGAAAAUGACUGUAUCAAGUAAAAGUGGGCUUGGCUCAACUUGGCUUGCCCGGUGCGAAAAUGAACACUGCCCGUCGCAAACAGGUAAUGAUGCUUUCAUACAGAAAGUAUUGAACAGAGCAGAGCCUCUGAAAUAAAUUGUUGUCAGGUUUCGUUUUAACCUUUUGUCGCUAUUGUUGUCCCUUCUCUGGUAUGCAUCAACUUUGACAGCUUUGGUGUUAUAAUCUCGUCACGGGUAAUACGCCGCCAAAAUUCUUUUUCCACUGUUUUCUCGAAAUGAAAAUCAGGGCAAGUUGAGGGUACGUUUUAAACUCCAAGUCGGCAACCCGUGAACCAAUUUGGCCGAAAUUUGGCCAACUUACUGUCGGAUAGUUUUUCUAAAAAACAGUGUCUGCGAAUUUUGAUUUCUUUUUUUCGUUUUUGAGUUAGAGUAGUUUUUUCACAGGUAGUGCUAAUGAUUUACUAUCCCUAACUUCAACUUCUUAUAACAAAAGAACAAACGCACUUGACAAAAAUCUGAGACACGGUUUUUUAGUCAAACCUGUUAUAAAAAGAAGCCAAUGCGAUCUUAAUUGGCUUCUUCCGUUUAUUUUUGGCUGGCCUGGACUUAAAUUUACAGUGACACCCACUUUCACAAAAAGCUUCUCAUUUCUAAAUCGCGUUAAUAUUUUGAGUUUUUAAAAGGAAUAAGCAACAAUCUGGAACUAUUAAGCUUUCAGAAAAUGUACAGUUUAUGGGGGUAUUUAUUGAAAGCAAAAGCAGUCUACCACCGAUCAACGCAAGGAGGGUGCUUGAGGGUGGAUGAUACCUUAAACCUGUAAUAAAAAUGUGCUUUGAGUGCUUUACUUAAAAAAGAGAAUGUGGUUUGGAGUAAAAAAUGCCUCCACACAGUAUUUAAAAAAUGGGGAGAUGCUGGUUAGGUUUCCAGCCUACAUGUAUCCCUGUGUAUCUUUAUUCUGUACAUUAAUCUACUGUAUGUUGGUGAUGUUUCCAAAGCUUAAAACCUUCAAGCCCCCUACAUCUUUGGAUGACAAAAUGGAUGACAUCCUUCUGGCAACAGCCAUAGAUGGAGACAGUGAUGAUGAACAACUUAUAGUUGGGAAGAAAAAACAGAAGAGCAAGUCUAAUGCUUGGAUUGAUGAGGAGGCUGAUGAUGAUGACGAGGAUGAUGAAUUUAAAGGUAAUUCAGUGUUUGGCAGAGGGAUUUCAGGGUUACUUUUUGUAAUAAUUAUUUCCUGAAAAUUCAAUUGCUAUGCUCCUUGAACCAAAGCCAACAAUAUUUUAUCUGGCCAAGUCACCAUUUUUGGCUAGACAAAACAAGAUGAGGUCAACCUUAAUCAGGGACACUAAUUUAAAUAAACACUUCCCUUAUUUUUGCCUUCCUGUCAUUCAUCUGUUAAUUAACUCAGCUUACACUAAAAACUUCAAAAUGCCUCAAAUGUUUUGUUUUUAGGUACAUGUAGCAUAAAAUGUUAUUUGUAAAAAAGUCAUUGUGAAUUAAUUUUUGCAAACUCAUUUUUAAUUAUUCAUGCAGUCAGAAGCCAAUAAAUGACUACCAUGUGGGUCACGUGGAUGAAUCUUGAUACCUAAUGAAAAACCACCAGAUUUUCAUCUGAGAUAAACCAUGUUCUUCAUCUGAGAACAAACAUCUGAUUAAAAUGCAAUAAUUGCAUUUUAAUAAGAUGUUUUAUUAAUUAAUACAACUCAUGGAAACAAUGCAAUACCAGAGAAAACAGUUCAUGGCAUAAUUUUUUAUUGUUCAUUAAUUUGAGAAGACUGUCGAAAACUCACCGGGCUUUGUGCCUCAUCUCGAUCUCACUCGGCCUACGGCCCUGUGCUUUCAUCUUUUUCUUGGUGUUUGGAACCCAUGACGAAGCACUCACCCUUGUUUUUGAUAUAAUAUCAUAGGUGAUGAAUUACUCCUUAAUUUUGGCGUGAAAUUUCAGCAUUAAUUUGUAAUUUUACAUGUGAAAUUACAAAAUUGCCAUGGCAACCCUUCCGUACGUCUCAGUGUCAAGAUGGCGAUGAAGUUUUAAAAUGCCGUGAAUGAAGAUGUCAGGGCACAAAAAGAUGCUUUAGAAAACCUGAACACACAAGAGAACAUCAAGAAGGAUUCUAACAGGUAUUUUGCCGAAAAAGUCUGAAAAAUUCUCAACUUCAUAAGCCAAAUUUAAGGUCUAAACAUUUGAGAGAGUGGAGUUCUCGAUCAAUACGAUCCAGGAUAAACAUGUCAAAACUCCAAGAUUGCUAACGUAAUUCGUCACCCAUGAUAUUAAUAGGUAAUCAAAUGGAAUACUCGUGAAAUAGGGAAUAAUUUCACUUGCGUUUUGUCCAAAUCCUAAUAAUUUCCCUCGCCUGAAGGCUCGGAAAAUUAUAAGGAUUUGGAAAAAACAUGCAUGAAAUUAUUCCCUAAUUUCACUCGUCACCAUUUGAUUACACAUACUAAUUGUUACUAAUUUUCAUCAGAUAUUCGCAAACUAAAGGCUGCUCUAGCAACACCAUUAGACUUUGGUGACGGUGACAAUGACAUGGAUGUUGAUACUGGCAGUGAGGUGUCUGCAGCUCAGGCGCCAAAGAAGGUGAAUGCAACUUCAGUAAAAAAUGAUUUAUCAAGAAAGUGAUUCAGAAAUGGAAAAUUUAACCUGGGUAAUAAAACAAGGAAGAUGUAUAAUGGUUAUUAUCUUGUGAGCGUGGGGCAAGAAAUAUGGUAUCACAGGAUGCUGCAGGAUCUGAACCAGGGCACAAUUUUUUUGAAAUUUUAAAUUCUAAAGCUUUUUUUACUUGAAACAUAUCCUUUGCAGAUAAAUCAGUUUCAAUGUAACAGUCUCUCAGUGAGCUCUGUAUUAAUUAGGCCAUUCAUAUAACAUGCCACUGAAAUAAUUCUUUGUUGCAGUGGACAGAGAUAAGGUAACCAAAAAAGUUAAACAGUUACAAAUCUGCAGUGGAUAGAGUUAAAUGGUAAACAGAAAUGAAAGACAUGUUCAUUUGUCACAUCAGUUUUUCUCAAGUAUGUAUUUUAUGGGACAAUCAAUUAAACCAAGUAGGGAAGAAAAAAUGAACAGAUUGUUAGAUUUGGUGUGUACUUACAGUCCCAAAAGAAAAGCCAUUAUACAGUAUUAAAUUGUAGUUCAUAUUUUGCUGCAGGAAGUAGUCCAUACUCCAUUUGUUCCAGUGCUACAGCCAGCAUUCCAACCGAGCUCCACGCCCACUCAUCUAAUGCACAGGUUUAUGGUAUGUACUACACUGAAAGUAACAAAGUCCUGAUUUAUCUUAUCAACAAAUAAAAAGAUAAGGGUGAUUGAAGCCACUCACAUACUUAACAGCUAGUAAAAUGUGUAACGUCACUUAACAAAACAAGUUGCAUGUUUUUGUUACCUGUUCUACCAUUCCUUUAAGUAUGCUUCAGCCAUCUUUCAGCCAACGUCGUCUGGGUUUUGACUUUGUCUUAAUUACAUUUAGCCACAUUGAUAGGCAAUGAUUUUUAUACGAACUUCAUCAGGUUACUGAACAUAAAUUAAAAGGACUGGGCAAAUGUAACCACCGGAGAACGUUGGACUUGUGACUUCACUAUCUUGAGUUCAAUUAAUGUUUUUUUUUUCUAAUUUUUUUUUUUUAAGGUAUGGAAUUCAGUUGGAAUUGUGCGUUGUCACACGGAAGAUGAAAUAUCAUCAAUUGAAGUAGAAUUCCAUGAUACAAGCACACAUCACCCCCUGCAUUUGACAAAUCAUCUGAAUCACUCCAUGGCUGCUCUGUCAUCCACCGCCCUGCUGUUAGCCUGCAAAGCACAGGAUGACUUGCCCAGGUAGCAUUGUUAUAAAGAGAUUUUUAUGAACUUAUCUUGUUUUAUUUUGUUUUUGAUGAGCUGGUUACGUGAGUUGUGCUGUCUUGGUUUGAAGGGCUAGCUUUUUUGCUAAUAACUCAACAUGCCUCUUAACAAAAAAUGACAUUUUGGUUUUUGAGUACAUGGCAAUCAAUCCAGCCCCAUUAACCAAGAUUCUUGUAUUGCGAUGUCUUGUGUGUGGGAGAGUUGACUAAUUUUUGUACAUUAAACUUUCCAGUUGCUCAGCUUGAACUUAGAACUUAAUACGUUUUCAAAUUCUUAAGCUCUUUUCCAGUGGCCUUUGUGUAGAAAAAUAUCACAAGCUUUUGUUCUAUGGCUACAUUCAGUCUGAUGAAGGAACAGUUGCCCUAAAAUGUCUGAAAUAUUCUAACUUUAAAAGCACCCCAAGCUACCCUUUCACUAAUAUUGUUCCCCUUUUAAGACAUUUGAGCCAAAAUUUGAUUCACCCCUGGCUGGUUCAACUUAAGGGGGUUCUGAAGGUGAUCUCAGUUUGAGGGGAGAGCGGUGGGAGUGGAGCAAUUUUUGUUUCUAUUUGUUAUUUUGCUCUUAUAAAGCUUGCUCAGUCUGAAGCAAGCUGCUUUUAUUGUCUACUAUUCUCUGCCUUGUCCAAAUUAGAAGAAAUUUCUUUUUCAUUUGGACAAGCAUAUUGAGAAGGAUUGAAAUUAAUAUCCAAGGAACAGUCGCACAUUGUAUUCUUGUUCUGCUUAGGUAUUUAACUUGACUUCAAAACAGGGUGCAAAGAAAGUUAUUUUUACAGCUUGUCAACUAGCCCGAAGAACGUUUUGAUGAGCAGAUUGAUUUCACCGUUCUUGUCAGUUGUGUAAUUUGAAUUCCGCAAAAGACUUCACUUGCCCGUUGGGCAAGUUAAUAACACAAUUCACUAGCCUGAUAGCAAAAUCCACUAGCCCCUGGCUAUUGGACACUACUUUCUUUGCACGCUGCGUCAAAAGAAGCGAGUUUUGUGGAUAUAAAAGAAAAAUUGAUACUAUAUUUUUAUCUCAUGUUAAAUUUUUAAUUAUGGAGAGUAGUUUUGAACAUAAUAUAUUGGAUUUGAUUGCUUUGCAGUAAGCUAGUUUGCCUCCAUUUUGGAAGUUGGGAUAAUUCUAAAGAAUGGACAGUGGAAAUGCCUGGGGAAGAAUCAAUUCAGGUAUUUUUCUAUUUUCACCAGAAAAUGAAUAAGCCCUUGUAAAAUUGCUUGCUCUGGUAUGGAUAUUGUUUUGUUAGCUGCUUAAAAUUCAGACAUUUGACAUCCAUCUUGAGACAAAGGAGCUGUUUGAUUGAAAACUGUUGAGCUGGUCCUAAAUGCAGUGUUAAGUGGACCUCCAUUAUUGCGGGGCCGGGGGGGGGGGCUACUUCCUUGUAAGAGACCAAUAGGGAUGUGCCGCUGGAUGGGGUCGCAUUUUCACGACUGGAUUGACAAUAAUGGGGUCGCAUUUUCAAUAGAGUUACUAGAAUGGGGUCACACAUUUUGGGACUUUUUGGGUAAGACAGUUUUUCAUAUUUACGGUUAGCAAACGUACCAGAAUGUUUGUACUGCAGAUGAAAAAGACUAGUAAAGUGUUCUUCAGUCAAUUUAAAGAAUGGGUCAAUUCAUAAAAAUAGAAAGUGACUAAGUUGGGAUUGCGAAAAUUACAUAUUUCCCCAAGUGACUGAGAUGGGGUCUAUAAUUGGCCACAGAAUAGACUAUAAUAGAGUAGGGGCUUUGAGAGGCCAGUGACACAUACCCAGCCGUAUCCCCCUCCCCCGAGAUUACGGGCACCCUCGAGACUCUGUCAUUAAUUACGGAAACCGGUCGUUUCCAAACAAGGCCGUUUCGAUACGAACUCAAGCAGUGAAAUUGCACAAAGAUUUCGUUCACUUCAAGUAAAGUUUGUAAUUGAACAAGAAAACCAUUUUGGGUGAAUAUUCUUCGUUCUUUAAGCCAAGUACGUGAACAAAUUUACACCUCGAAGGAAUUAACUUGUAUCGAAACGACCGGUUCUUUAUUUUAGUCGAGCGUCUGUAGUUUGUUUUUGCCAGGGAUUUAGCUUCUGUCCGGAUUACUUGAGCCUCAUAACAGCAAGCUUUCCAGUCAGAGAGAAUGACAAAUUGAUCACCUAAGAAAAAUGUUUGCAGCCCCAUGGCAUUUUCUGUGGAAAAAACGGGUUUUGAUUGACUAAUAAUUAAACUCAUCAAUAUAUCUCAAAUAAUAUUGAAUUACUCACAUUAAAGUAGUCUUUGCUUCUCUGGUUGUUUUUAUCCCUGUAAUUCUUGUAUAAAAGCUUACAAAGCACGCCGUCGGAUAAAAACGUGUUCAAACUUUUCCGCCAGCAUUUAUUAUCCUUGGUAACCAAGCUUUCUCUCCCAUCUUAGGCGUGGGUACUAAGCGCACAAGCCAAAUCUAUCAUGUAGUUCAUGCUUAGCUGCGGUGUGCUUGUUCACCGCCUUGAACAAGAGAAAUUUGCAAAAGAAGCAAAGUACUUCAAGCUAAGGUUGCUACUUUCACUGUUGAAAGAGUUUAAGAUACAUUGUGUAUUAGCAAUACAAUACGCAGCACUAAACUUUUCGACAUUUACUGUACUUACAAAAAUCUAAGUCUUUGAAAACUGCUGUAAUGAUCGGCGUCAUUUUGCUUAAGAUAACUCAGAUGCGAAGGCGUUUUCGGCUAAAAGAAUCGUAGUAUUCUAGGAAAAUAAAUAGGUAGUUAAAACAACAAAUUAUUUUUAACAUCCUUGCCCAUGUUUCCACUUUCUGUUAAAUGAAAUCCCUGCAAAUAAAACAAGAAAACGCCCAAGACGUUUGACCGCGGGGCAGCACGCUUGGCGCUCAGUGAGCGUAAAACUUACUGAAUGCUGACAAAAAGGUUUGAACAUGUUUGAAUCAGAAAACGCAUUUUCGAGGCUUUUGAAGAAGAAACGCGUAUUUUUUGGCGGAUGGAUUGGGGGAGGGGACUGGAUUAUAUACAUAUCCUUAGGGAAAAAAUUAUGAUAAAAUUAUGGGAUAUAAGUUAAGCUAUGAAAUUUGUACACCAAUACGCUACCUCCACGUUUACCAUAAUGCGCCUUAUUUGCCCCCAAAAAUUUUGCAAAAGCAUUGUUUUCAAUUUCUCCUAGGACGGCUGUUGUACCCAGGGGAAAUGAAAAACAAAGGUUAUGCAAAAUUUUAGGGGGUAAACAAGGUGCAUUAUGGGAAAUGUGGAAGUGGCGUAUUAACAACCUUUCUCUGAAAAAGAAUAAUUAAUUCUGCCUGUUCCUAUUUUAAAUGAUGUAUUACUCCUUUAUGACUCUUGGUCAGUGAGUCGUAACAAUUUUCCUUUAGCUGUCCAGUCUAUGUAUAAAUGUAGGUUUUCAGUACAUUUUUCUUGUAAUCAUCCUACAGGCAGUGGCCAUCGGCAGCUCUUUUGCUGCAGUGGCUACCAACAAGCGAUUCUUGCGAAUAUUUACCAUUGGUGGAGUGCAGCGCCACAUCUUCAGCAUCGCGGGUCCUGUUGUUUGCAUGUCAGGCUACAAGGAUCAGUUGAUGUUUGCAUAUCACAAGGAGAAUCCUCUUCCUGGUGAACAAGCUUUGGCGGUAAAAUUCCUGGACUUGAAACAGAAUCUUAUCACAGAAGAGAGGGUCACGUUAAGCGAGAAGGCAAUGCUUUCGUGGUUGGGGUAAGCCUGACAAAAACCUUUUGCGGUCGUUCCAUAGUACACUGUAAAUCAGAAAGAUCUGUUUUAGCCCUAAAAAUAGGGGCCGUUUCGAUGAGUAAAAUACAGUCCUCUUUGGGGGGUCUAAUUUGGCUCCCUUAAUGAGGGCCAAUACGGUCCGAUUACCUAGGGCUGAUUUGGACCUAAGGGGCCCCAGAGUGGGGUGGAAUAGCCUUUUGAUGGGGCUGUUUUGGCUUAAAUUGUGCUUAAAUGCCUCCAGGAGGGGCUGAAUUGGCACUUUAGGGUUUUUAAUUUUCAUUGUGAUAAGGGUACAACAGGGUCGGAAACGCGAACGUCGAAAGACAUACAGCCAUAACAAGCAAUUAAGCGAUUAAGGUCAUGGAAAACAGGAGAAGGUCACUGAGAAAGUCUUGGAAAAGUCAUGGAAUUUGUUGAGCUCAAAAGAGUACGAACCCGGUGGAAACAAGUUUUUGCCAGUUUAUUCAAAUUCUUUUUAUGUGUUCAAUAAAUUGUGACCACGAUUUAACCAUUUCUUGCUCUUUUUCACUUUAGAUUCUCUGAUGUAGGCACUCCAGUUACUGUUGAUUCAGUGGGGGUUGUAAGAGUCCUGUCCCGUUCCUUUGGAACUGCGAUAUGGUCUCCUGUUUGCAUCACUAAGAGCAAUGUAAGUUCUCGCACACUCUGGUAUGGAACCUAGAGAAUUAAUUCUGCGCGUUCAAACACGGUUACCGCAAAAUCAUUAGCCGCGGAAAUUUGUUCCCUCGAAACGCCAGAUAAUAAUAAAAGUUAAAAGUGGGUGAUAUACAAACAUUUUUUUUCCGAGUCGCUUCUGCCAUAGCCUGUUCCAGGCUCCAAGAUAGUGAGGAAAGCGCAUGGAGAAAAAGGUUGCGCGAAAACCGCGUGGGGGUUACGGGGUUUCGGGGACGGCGUAGUGGAUCCUGUAAGCAUUGCUCUAAUACCAGCCCCUGGUAUACCCUAUGAUUGGUCAAUUGUGGCAGUUUACUUCAACACUUGCCUCAAUCAUUUGCCUUUGCGCAAACAUGUCGAGUAUGUGAAACCCUCCUACACCGCACCUUUUGACAUUUUGACACGAGCAACAGUUUUCAGAAAGUAGGCGGAUUGAGGUAUUCGCUCGUUCGCUAUUUGACCACUCGCUCGCUUGUUUCUCUUGUCUGCACUAAUCAAGAGCCUGGCGGUCAGCCUAUACCUUUGCCACUAAUUGAAGAAACGUCACAAUUCUCAUACAUAUCAACUUACUGAAAACUCAGUUCCCCAGCUUACCUGGCUGCUACUUUAGUUAAUGUCAAACGCUUGCUACAAGGUUAUAUCCGGCGUUCCGGCUAUGUAGUUAUCACUUUUAAACUCGCGCUCCCGAACGCUGAAGUUACGUUUCUCCACGUAUUUUCGCGUACCAAAGAUUUUUUUGUUUUGUUUAUUUUUUGUCUUUUUGUUUUUAACGAGAAAAAUUAAACUGAGUAACUUCGACGUUUCUAACAUCAUUAUCAAGAAUGUAAACUGUUAGGUGUCAACAGGAUCCCGUAACCCGGAGCGAGGAACUUCCGUGCGCUUGUGUCACGGCGUUUUCACGGACCAGUUCAUUUUUUUGAACGGUUUUGGCGCGAAUUUUGAAUAUCUUUAAAAUUUCACAAAAGCUCACAAACCAGUCAGUAAAACCAACAGACCUAAAAAUGAUACUUUUUGCCUUUUAAUUACGUUUAGUUUUCCUUUUUGAUAUCUAAUACUUCGAAUGCGCUCAUAGACAUGGUGGAGAUUCUACUUUGGCGGGAAAAAGUGCCCUAAAAUGUGUCUAAAAAUAAACGGGUCCGUAAAAACGCCGUGACAUAGGCAUAGUAUGGGAGUUGCUCGCUCCAGGUAUGGGCUCCUUGUGUCAAAGUUGUUAAAGGAGUUGACUUCUUGAUAUUGAUGUUAGAAACAUCGAAACGUCAAACAACGUUAGUCAGUUUAAUAUUUCUUGUUAUGUAAAUGCUUUAAUAGGCACCUGACCAUCCGAGUUUUCUUCCAGAUGAAGAAUAAGUCAGACAAUUACUGGGUUGUUGGUUUGGAUGAAAAAAGCCAACAAAUUCGGUAAGUUCUGUUAAUCACAUUUUUGCCUAUAUCUUUUGAUGUGGGGUAGAAAUCUCAAACCAGCAGUCAGACGCUCAGUUUGCAAGUGGUAAAAUGUACUGCCCUUUUGGGUCUUCUGGGGAGUUUUCCUAUUUGGGCCUUUUUUUAAUUACUCUGGAAGGGUUUGACAGGUUUUAAUUUGUCAAAUAGGGGCGAAUUUUCCUGGAGUUGAAUUCUAAAGGGUAGUAUCCAAGUUCAAAAAGAGAAAGGAAAAUUUUUCGUGGUGUUUUCAAGUCCUCCAUAAAACAUAGGAUUAGGAAGUCUCAGGUAAAACUCGUGCAGGGCCUGACGUGGAAGAAAAAAAUAACUUAAAGUGUGAUUCAGAACUGUUGUUUUGCUGAUAAAUCUUUUUUUAUUUCUUUAUUGUUGUCGUUGGCGUCGUCGUUGUUUUUGCUUGAGCUUUCCAUGAAUACAAUUUCGUUUUAUGUCAUCACUCUUAGGUGCAUCUACUGCAAAGGGUCUACAUAUCCCCCUACCUUGCCACGCCCUGUACUGGUACUGCUCCCAUUACAGCUUCCGUUAUGUGAAAUGGCAACAGAGAAAGGACAGUUAGAGGUACUAUAGGAGAUACGCUAGUACAUUUAACUGCACAUAGUUAUCGUACAUUAGAAUUAACUGUUAACACGGUAUUAAGGCGUAAGGUUGUCUGUUUAAUUCCUUAAACAGUCUGUUUGUUCCAUUGAAAUUUUACUACACAUAGCCCCAUAAGAUGUAUUAGCUUAAGUUUUAACCGUUUUUAAAUAAAAGUCGUAGUUGUUGUUGUUACUGCUUGAAUAUGUCUCCUCUGAGUGAUGUCCUCUCAAAGAAACUUGGACGAAGGCGUGAGGACGUCAAAGUGUGGUGACUGUAAACGAUGGAGAGAAAGAAGAAACGGCCUGACAAAGUUUCAAAUUGAUUUUUGUUUGACUUGUACAUAAGUGUGAUUAAUAAUACUCGGGCAUCUUGUCUGCGUCUCUGCUUCUUAUAGCCUUGAUCUUGUUUCUGUCUAGUCGGAUUUAAAGUGUAGGACUCUCAAUUAACGAAAUAAGCAAACUUUCUUAUAUCUCGCGGACAGUACGCGCGCUAUGAUUGGUAAUCUUGCUGGCUGUAUGCUACUGUACGGCCCGCUACAUUUGAAAGUUCUCCUUUCCCACGCCCCUGAUUAACCUCAGAGAUAAAAUAAAUUACUUAAGUUAUGUUCUUGGUUCGAAAUGAAAGUUACGUGUUCUUGUUUUUCGCCGUCCAUUUAUGGCUUAAGCGCGAACAACUGGAUCCCUUACUUACAAUACCGACCUCGAACCCGGUUAGUAAGAGUUUUUAAAUACCAGGAAAUGACCUUUUUAAAAUCCUUACAGGUAUCAAAUAAUUAAAAGAAUAUUAGCAAGUAGAAAGGGUUCAAAUCUAUUUUGACUAUUUUUCGCACAGGAAGCAUACGUUCGAUCAAAUAUAUUACUUGGAGCAGCUGAUGAAGAGGACAGUGAUGGAUACCAUGAAGCAUCAUCACGCAUCAAGACUGCGCAAAUUCAGGGCAUCAUGAAGUUAUUUGCUGUAAGUUCUUUGUAGUUUUGAAAAUGUCCGAAAAUGGAAAAACAUUUUUGUGUUUCAUAAACUUACGUCUGUUACGUAAAUAAAAGAUGUAGAAAUGUUAGUCUGUUGACUGAUAUUUUUUUGCAGAGGGAGAACUAGCCCUUUAGUAUCAUAUUCGGUAUCCUAUGGGUUAUUUUGACUAUCAUUUUGUGUUAUCGUAACCCGAUCCCGAACUAAAAGCUGCACGUUUACUGUUUCUUGGCUUAACCGUGGAUUAAACGUUACCACCUUUUGAGGAACUAGGCCCUGGUUUUCACUUAGCACUUAAAAACAAACGCAAGGAUAAAAAUCCUUGUUUAACUGUCUACUCCUUUAACAAUGACAGAGUAAUAAAAUAAAUGUUCUUAUCAUUCGAUGCAAAUGUUUCUUCCUUUUCAUUGGCCGACAGCCCACCACGUGACCUGCAAAUAACUGCCUUCAAAUAGUGGUGUGCUCAUGCGCAAUGUCGCAAUAUCGUGAUUUGUCUUGAUUUGUCAGUGUCUCUGCUCGCCACUGACAAAUCACGAUAUUUUGCUCAACCUCGUCCAAUAAUUGCUAAUUAUUUUUCUUUUCUGUUUUCUGUUAUUCAGCUGGCUUGUAAGAGUGAUAGAGAGUUUCGUGCUGCGGAGCUGUGUGAGCUAUUACCUGAUGCCCACUCCGUAAGUAAAGAAGUUUUACUUCAAAACAUACAGUCAUGAUAUACUGGUACAGGGGCUAUGUUUUUGUUAAAAGAGACCUUAGUUCUAAGACGAGGACGACUGCGUGAACGAGAUUUUUUCAAUACUAAGUAGUGCGCGCACGUGAAACAGCGUCUUUUUGGCGGGAAAACGUGAUAGCCGUCGCCAUCCUACCACGAGUUUUAGCGAGAAUGCUGUGAUGGCGGAAACAAGUUCUUCACUUUUUUAGAGGUUUUAUCAUUCUGCGAUCGGUAGAGGGCUUAACCUCCUUCUAUAGAGAUAACAGUGGUAUUUCUUUGGUGAAAAAAAAAAAACAAACAAUGAAGCUUUCCGGGGUGUCUUAUUUGAGAAUACGCGAAAAAACCUUAAGUCAAAUCUCGUACUCGUAGUCGUUCCCGUCCUCGAAUCCAAAGCUCUCCAAUAAGUGUCGAGGAGCCGACCAUUUAACUUGAGGGGUAGGAGUGGGUCGGUGAUGGGUGUUUAGGGGCGAGAAUUUUUUUUGGUAUUCUACGAAUGUGAUCGAGUUUGUUUCCUAAUUUUUAAUACAAGUAUAAGACUAUAAACUCGAUGCAAGUCUUUUUUUGGUUUCAUCUGUUAUCUGUUUUUUUUUUCUUUUUGUUUAAAUCAGCAAACCUCCUUCCUCCAAAAUUUUCGCUGCAAUUCAUAGAGUGACAAUUACCGGUACAAUUCUUGUCUUCCUUUUUUUCAAUAGGUGAGCUUAGCCAUAAAAUAUGCCGCACGCAGUCGACGAAUGAACCUAGCCAAACGAUUGGAUGAUCUAGCGCGCCAAAAAGCAGCGCUUGAGGCUGACGAAGAAUCUGAUGAUGAAUAUCAACAAGCUGAUUGGCCAGUUCGGCAGAGCUCCAGGAUAGCGCCUUCAAGAGGACAAAGUCAGUCGUCUCCCAUGGCACCAAGACAAGUGGAACAAGAUGAGGAAGAAGAAGAAGAGAUGGAUGAAAAUGAAGUGGAUGAUGAAAUGGAAGAAGAUGAGUCUCAAAUUUCAAGCAAUCAAGGUAAGGUUGCCCUUGUAGCUCAUUUGAUUAGAGCUCUAGAAGAUCUAAUCCAGGGCUGGGUUGUUAAAACUGGGUUAAGAUAACCCAGGGUUAGUGCGAAAUUAUGCUUUAGAUAUGAAAGCUGCCCUCCACAAUUUCAUAAUUAGAUGCGCUUGAAAGAGAAGCGCGGAUUAAAAUUUAACCCCGGGUUAGCGCUAAUCGGCCUUCGAAUAACUGUGCCGAGAGCUCAAAUCUCAAUGGGUGAAAAAUAUUCUCGCUGACUAUCCCGGUUGACUAGUGAGGACCAGUGAGGUAUCUCACUUUACUUUCUAGGACACGCACUUCAGAAAGAAUUGUCAGGAGUUCGUACUUGUCACAAGUCAUUUUAUUUCACCCCACUUGGGUGCUAUGCGCGUUACACAAUUGCUACUUUUUAAGGUAUUUUUCAAGUCAAAGUGUGAUCCUUUGAAUGUUAACACGGAUUUAGUUUUAUAGUUUGUCAUAUUCUGGCAAGCUGUAGCUAGCAUGUACUAGCCCAAAAGUCAUUUCGACUAGCCCGAAAUUUUGAUAAGUAUGUUCGAUUACAGUUCUCUAGUAAUUUGAAGAAGGUUCGAUUAUAUGAACAAACUGCAGUGCUAUAGAUCUGAGUCGUACUUUCUGUGUUGUACUUAAAUUGCACACAUGCUGCGUUUUUAUUGCAGAAAGAAAAGGCUUAGCCAGACUAGAUAGCCGGGAUCUUGGCUCCAAACAACAGAAACCUAAACCUCCCAUGAAGUCAGCACGACCGUCACCAACACCGAUGACGAGUUUUAGUUCAAGUCAAGGCCGCUCUAAUCCUUUCAGGGUUGGAAGUCAAGAAAAGAAAACCUCGGGAAAAAGUUUCUUUGACAGUGUAGAGGAGGAGAAGAAAUCUUUGCUGAUGAACAAAAACAAGAUAUGUAAGUCUAGUUCACAGGCGUCUUCAUAAAAAAUCUGAUUGUAAAUUUAAUUGCGGUGUUAUAGUCUGCUUACUUUUUCGAACUUCAACAAGAUACAGUCAGCCAAAGGGUUGAAAAGAACACUAUCCACGUCAUAUUUCAUUGAACUAUGAAUUUGAACCAUUAUUAUAUCAGUUAAAAGAUCUAAACAAAUUUCUUAGAACUUAAUUAGAAGUGAAAUGGCAGUGGUGAUGAAAAUCAACAUGAUGAAAAUAAGGAAAAAAAAGAAAAGGGAAAGAAAAAAAGAGAGUUAAUCAAAGACCAAAAUCAACUUCAAACCAAUGCUACAAAAAUUACAAAAAUUACCCUGGGGUUCUCAAUGGUCAAUUGCUUACUUCAGAAACUCAAAGGGGCAUGGGUACAAGCUUUGGAUGCAGUGACUUGUGGGAUCGUUUGGGUGGACAAGUGUUAGUUAUGAUUGGUCAAUGGUAUCCAAAACAACCAUUGACCAAUCAUAAACAAUGCUUGUCCACCAAAACGAUUCCAGAAUCGUUGCGCCGAAUGUUUGUAGCCAUAUUUACCACCUGCUUUGUGCAAACCUUGGAAUAAAUAAGCAAAUACACUACCAAAAUUGACAGUUUCAAAUAAUAACGAGCUGGAGUUGAUCUUGUCUUCAUACAACCCUUCCUGUUUCAUUGUGUAAAUCAUGUUGUUCUUAUGUUAACUAGUAUUUCUUAAGUAUAAUUUUCAAAGGAAAAGGAGAGAGGUUUGUAUCAAAACAAGGUCAACCUCAGCCUCACGUUCACGCAAAGGCGAGGAUUCUAAGCCCACAAGUGUAACUGGUCUAUUGUAUUAAUAUCUGUGUGUCAAUCGCUUUGUUACAGCUCCUGAAUCCAAGGUAAACCAGAGAAAAAGGAAAGGAAAGCAAACUACACUGAUGAAAACUCCGCCUGGAAAAGAAAAACCUCACGCUGAAGCCGACAAGUCACCGACAGAGAAAGAACAACUUGAAAAGAAAAAGUCAACUGCUAAAAAGUAAGUCCAUUUACAAAAAUGUAGAAAUGGCAGGUUCUCGUUCAAACCUAAAACGCUCCCCCUUCGUGCUACGGCAAUUUCCCAAUUUUUUCUUUCUUUAUUUCUGCGUAGGAGAAAGCAAUUUUGAAGUCGUGCCAUUCGCAAAGCUUUAAACAAAAGUUUUGUUUGCCUUUUUACAGAGUCAAUGGAUUCAAUCUGUGGUUCAGCGACAAUAAAGCGGUUUUAACGGAAGACAACACAGAGCUGUCCAGCGGAGAUCUUGUUAAAUUAGCUAUGCGAACAUGGAAAGCACUCAGCGAUGAGGAGAAAGCAGAGUGGAACGAAAAAGCUAAGGAAACAUCUGUUGACCAAGAACAAGGGGAGAAGAAAAGAAAAAGAGACAAAUCUGAUGAAGAAAAUGAAGAUAUUACAAACACACUGAACCAAGCCAAGAAGGCAAAAGAAAUUAAUAAUUCAGCAUCUAAGCUGGCUGGAUUUGCUUACAGUAAAAAAGAUUGAAUACAUGGUAACGGAUGGAACUUUUCUUGUUCGUCCACGUCCACAUUCUGACAAACUGAAUGCUAUUUAAAAACAUUAACGCAAUUGUGAACCGUUCACGUACAUUCAGAAAAUGUGUUGAAAGAACUUUUUUCUCUAAGGAUUUUUUGAAACGUCUUGUUUAAUAUGUGUCGUAUCUAAUGCAAAUAGGCGAUAACAAUAGAUUUUCCUCGUUAGUGAAAUCCAACUAGUUGUCUAUUAUCAAUUCUGUGUUCUGAUUGGUUGAGCUACUACUAGCCUAUAUGUUAUAGCCCACUAGUAGCGAAAAGCGCCGGCUUUGAAAACCAAAACAAUGGCUUUAAGAUAGCGUUAACUAGUUAAAGUUGUUUUGUCUCGAUGUUUUUGACCAACUAGUUGGAUUUUACUAAAACAAUUAUUCCUCUCGCCCUCAUGGCCUCUGAGUCAAUAGCCAAUUCGGCCUUCGGCCUCAUGAGCUAUUGACUCAGAGCCCAUUCGGGCUCGAGGAAUAAUUGUUAAUUAGCAUCUAAUUGGGC
Messenger RNA from Porites evermanni, 33971 nucleotides. NCBI's taxonomy places the organism in Eukaryota, Metazoa, Cnidaria, Anthozoa, Scleractinia, Poritidae. The record is from the annotation of a GenBank genome assembly.